Pelodiscus sinensis (Chinese soft-shelled turtle) is the source of this 1099-nucleotide messenger RNA. Lineage: Eukaryota; Metazoa; Chordata; Testudines; Trionychidae. The record is from RefSeq and is a predicted model, not a curated record.
AAUGGAAAAACAAAGAGCGGGUGCUUAUUUUCUCUUCUAGAGGAAUAAAUUUCAGAACAAGACAUCUAAUGCAAGACUUGAGAACAUUGAUGCCCCACUCUAAAGCAGACACUAAAAUGGACCGGAAGGACAAACUGUUUGUAAUUAAUGAGAUUUGUGAAAUAAAAAACUGCAACAAGUGCAUAUUUUUUGAAGCCAAAAAGAAGCAGGAUCUCUACGUGUGGUUUUCAAAUUCACCUCAAGGACCAUCAGCCAAGUUUUUAGUACAGAACAUUCAUACCCUGGCAGAGCUGAAGAUGACUGGAAACUGCCUAAGAGGCUCAAGGCCUCUUCUGUCCUUUGAUCCGGUGUUUGAUCAGGAGCCACACUAUGCUCUAUUAAAAGAGUUGUUUACUCAGAUUUUUAGUACACCACAAUACCAUCCCAAAAGCCAGCCUUUCGUAGAUCAUGUAUUCACAUUCUCUAUCACAGACAACAGGAUUUGGUUUCGGAACUAUCAGAUCAUAGAAGAAGAUGCAGCUCUUGUAGAAAUUGGACCUCGUUUUGUCUUAAAUCUCAUAAAGAUUUUCCAGGGCAGCUUUGGCGGACCAACUCUGUAUGAGAAUCCACAUUACCAGUCUCCAAACAUGCAUCGGCGGUUGACAAGAUUGGCUGUAGCUGCUAGAUUUAGGGAAAAACAGCAAAUGAAAAACCUACAGAAACUAAGGAAAAAAGAAGAAAAGACAGUUAUUCCAGUCGAUCCUACUGAAAAUGUCUUUGAAACUCCAUCAGAAGAAAAGCCAUUGGAAAUUGAGUUGGUUAAACCAGAGCUAAAAGUAAAUUUGAAAAAGAGAAAGAAAUUAUUUCAAAGACAAAGGAAGGGGCAAAAAAAACUUUCCAGGGUGGGAGUGUAAAGUGUUUUAAAUAGGAAAAAAAUAAGCAAACUUCAAAAAGUCAUCCUAGUCUGUAUGCUUAUGUCUUUAGCUAUAAUAGCUCUUUUUUUUUUUAAGCCAGCACCUGCUUGCCACCAACUUUGAGUACAUGAAAAAUCAGAUUUUUGUUCUGCUCUAGGACUCAACUUGUCUCAAACUGUUUGUUUUUUAAAUAAAAUGUGUUGGUA